Molecule: messenger RNA, 549 nt
Organism: Caenorhabditis briggsae
Lineage: Eukaryota; Metazoa; Nematoda; Chromadorea; Rhabditida; Rhabditidae
Exons: 2
Coding region: 1-549 (182 amino acids)
Biological process (GO): innate immune response
Source: RefSeq, a predicted model, not a curated record
AUGGGAUCUGAUAGUCAAAAGAAAAUUAUGAAUAUUCUUCCGGCAAUUGAUGAAAAUUCCCUAACGACUAUUGAGUUAUUGAAUCUUUUAAACACGAAUUUCAAGACUGUCACAGAAGAGUUCCGAUUCGAAGUAGAUCAAAUAUCACAAACCAAACAAUGGAAGAGUGCUGAACAAUUGAUUUCCAAGCAUUUGACUAUAAUAACACCAAUUCAAGAGAUGAAUGUUUUGCACUUUGCUGAUUUGGAAAUUCUAGUGGAGGCGUUAUCCUCUGAAGAUGUGGCUUAUCUAAAGACAAAUCUUCUCAAAUCUUCAUCAUUUCAAAAAUUCAAAAUAUCAUUUCUCGAAUCAACAGUUGAUGAAUCAUUACAUACGCUGAUUGGACAACCCUAUCGUAUAGUUUCCGAUUCAAACAAAGUGUGGUACUUUCGGAUUCCGAAUACGGAUUGCUAUAUUCACGUAGUUUUGAAUACACAUGACGUAGACAACAAGAAUCCUAAAGUCAUAAGAUUUAAGCGAGUUGCAAAAGAAGACACUCCAUUUAAUUAA